Bactrocera oleae (olive fruit fly) is the source of this 2424-nucleotide messenger RNA. It is a transcript of the gene Cpsf100, whose product is annotated as cleavage and polyadenylation specificity factor subunit 2. The record is from RefSeq and is a predicted model, not a curated record. Gene Ontology annotation, biological process: mRNA 3'-end processing by stem-loop binding and cleavage. Gene Ontology annotation, cellular component: mRNA cleavage and polyadenylation specificity factor complex. Gene Ontology annotation, molecular function: RNA binding. Lineage: Eukaryota; Metazoa; Arthropoda; Insecta; Diptera; Tephritidae.
GCAUAUAUAUGGCAAUAUUUCGAAGCCUAAGCGAACACACAAAGUGCCGCUAGGCAAAUAAAGUAACAAUUUGUUUAGAGAUAAAAUAAACAUCAAUCAGUAAAUAUUACUAGCAUUUAUACAAAAUGACUUCUAUAAUAAAGCUUCAUACAAUAUCCGGGGCAAUGGACGAAACGCCACCCUGUUAUAUAUUACAAAUUGACGAAGUGCGGAUACUGCUUGACUGCGGCUGGGACGAAAAAUUCGAUCCCAACCUUAUAAAGGAAUUAAAAAGGCAUGUGCACACCAUCGACGCUGUGCUUCUGUCCCACCCUGAUGUUUAUCACUUGGGUGCUUUGCCUUACCUCGUCGGCAAACUUGGCAUGAAUUGCCCGAUCUAUGCUACAAUCCCUGUUUAUAAAAUGGGGCAAAUGUUUAUGUACGAUUUAUAUAUGUCGCAUUAUAAUAUGUACGAUUUUGAUUUAUUUUCACUUGACGAUGUGGACGCGGCUUUCGAUAAAAUCAUUCAACUUAAAUACAAUCAAACAGUCUCUCUCAAAGGUAAAGGCUAUGGUAUCACUGUAACGCCAUUGCCAGCAGGGCAUACGAUAGGUGGCACUAUUUGGAAAAUCCUCAAAGUGGGUGAAGAAGACAUUGUUUAUGCUACAGAUUUCAAUCAUAAAAAAGAGCGUCAUCUAAAUGGCUGUGAACUGGAGCGCCUCCAACGGCCAUCAUUACUUAUAACAGAUGCUUUUAAUGCACAAUAUCAGCAAGCACGUCGUCGUGCGCGCGACGAAAAACUGAUGACAAAUAUUCUACAAACGGUGCGCAACAAUGGCAAUGUUUUGAUUGCGGUGGAUACAGCAGGUCGUGUGCUGGAGUUGGCGCAUAUGCUUGAUCAACUGUGGAAAAACAAAGAAUCUGGUCUGAUGGCCUAUUCACUGGCUAUGUUGAAUAACGUCAGUUACAAUGUAAUUGAAUUUGCAAAAUCACAAAUUGAAUGGAUGAGCGAUAAGCUGAUGAAGUCAUUUGAGGGUGCACGAAAUAAUCCCUUUCAAUUUCGUCACAUGCAACUGUGCCAUAAUUUAGCUGAGCUGGCAAAGAUGUCCAGUCCAAAGGUUGUGCUGGCCAGCACACCCGAUUUGGAAAGCGGCUUCACGCGUGAAUUAUUCGUGCAAUGGGCGGCAAAUCCUUUAAAUAGUAUAAUAAUCACAUCCAGGACGUCGCAGGGUACAUUAGCAAUGGAUUUGGUUGACAAUGCUUCACCGGGGAGAAAGCUGGAACUAGAUGUACGUCGACGUGUAGAACUGGAGGGUGCUGAAUUGGAAGAAUAUCUGCGCACACAAGGGGAAAAGUUAAACCGUUUGAUUGUUAAGCAGGAUGUAGAAGAAGAAAGCAGCUCGGAUUCGGAUGAUGACAUCGAAAUGAGCGUUAUUACCGGCAAGCAUGACAUCGUUGUCCGGCCGGAGGGCCGUCAUCACAGUGGCUUCUUCAAAUCUAACAAAAAACACUAUGCCAUGUUUCCCUUCCAUGAGGAGAAAAUCAAGUGUGACGAAUAUGGCGAAAUUAUCAAUUUAGAGGAUUACCGCAUCUCGGAAAUGGGUUUUGAAACGACGAUCGAUGAAAACAAUAAGGAAAAUAUCAAAAAAGAAGAACCGAAGGAGAGUAAAACGAAUACAAAUGAUGUUCAGUUGUUGGAGAAACCCACCAAAUGCACCAGUCAGCGGAAAACAAUCGAAAUUAAUGCACAAAUUCAGCGAAUCGAUUUUGAAGGCCGCUCGGAUGGUGAAUCGAUGCUUAAGAUAUUAUCUCAAUUGCGGCCCAGACGUGUCAUUGUAGUACACGGCUCAGAGGAGGCCACCAGUGUUGUUGCCAAUCACUGUCAACAAAAUAUUGGAGCAAGAGUUUUUACGCCACAAAAGGGCGAAACCAUUGAUGCCACAACCGAGUCGCAUAUCUACCAAGUGCGUUUGACGGAGGGUCUAGUGGCUCAGCUACAAUUCCAAAAGGGGAAAGAUGCCGAGGUGGCCUGGGUGGAUGCCCGUAUUGGCAUGCGUACGCAGGCUAUAGAUUCGAGAGCCACGAAUGACGGCGACAUGGUAGUCGAGGUAUCGGAGGAUAAGACUCUUACACUUGAAACGCUCGAAACCGACGACAUACCUGUGCACAAUGCUGUGUUGAUUAACGAACUAAAGCUGUCCGACUUCAAGCAAGUGUUGAUGCGCAACAAUAUCAGUUCGGAGUUUUCUGGUGGUGUAUUAUGGUGUGCAAAUGGCACGCUGGCUCUACGGCGUAUGGAUGCGGGUAAAGUGACUAUGGAGGGUUGCGUAUCAGAGGAGUACUAUAAAGUUAGGGAAUUGCUUUAUGAACAAUAUGCCAUUGUUUAGUUAUUUAGAUUAUAAUUACGUAAAAAAAUAUUACAUUUUGUAUUAAUUUAAUAAAAAA